GUGUACAAAGUUAAUUAUUGCAACUCAGAAUAAGCUAUACACGUGUUUAGUCACUAUUUUCGUUAUUGGUCGGCAGUCUGACAUUGGAGACAAGUUUUUUUUAUAUAAAAACAAAAUAAAAAUAUCCUCAUAUCCAUCCAGGAAUUAUAAAUAAAGUGCUUUGUUAGCGUCCUCCGUUUGUACGAAGAGGUUUUUAUAUUAAGGGCGGUUUUGUAAAAAUGGCGGAUAAAAUUUAUUAUCCCGAUUCAAGGAUCGCGGCUAAUUCUCACUGCGGUAGCUUUGAAAAAUAUCAAGAAAUGUACAAAGAAUCGAUCGAAAACCCGGAAAAAUUCUGGGGUAAAAUAGCGAAGCAAUUUCACUGGGAAACACCGGUAAAAGAUGGAAAAUUUCAUUCGUAUAAUUUUGAGCUGAGUAAGGGUGACAUAUCAAUCGAAUGGAUGGAAGGUGCCUCGACGAACAUCAGUUUCAACCUGCUCGACAGAAAUGUGAAAAAUGGAAACGGCGAUAAAAUCGCAUUUUACUGGGAAGGUAAUGAUCCCGAAGACUACUCACGCCUGACCUACAGGAAACUUCUUGAGGAAGUUUGCAGGUUUGCGAAUGUUCUAAAGUCUAAAGGUGUUGGCAAAGGCGAUUGCGUUGCAAUUUAUAUGCCAAUGAUUUUGGAAUUACCGAUUGCCAUGCUCGCCUGCACUAGAAUAGGCGCCACACACACAGUUGUGUUCGCGGGAUACUCGUCAGAUUCACUGGCCGAACGUAUUUUAGAUUCUAAAUCUAAAGUGCUCAUCACAGCGGACGGUGUAUGGCGCGGUGAAAAACUUUUGAAUUUAAAAAAAAUCUGCGACGAUGCCUUGGAUAAGGUAACGAACAACGGACACUUAGUGGAAAGUUGUAUCGUCGUUUCCCAUCUUCGAAGACUGAGCAAUGCGUUAAACAAAUCAGAAUAUAGCGGAAGGGAUAACGGUGUCGGUGGGACAAACGGCUCUACGAACGGCACCCCGAAAAAAACUCCAGGCUCCAAUGAUAUCGAGACCCCGUGGACGGAAGAACGUGAUUUUUGGUGGCACGAAGAAAUGGAGGACGUAGAUUCCCGUUGUUACCCGGUAUGGAUGGCAGCUGAAGAUCCCCUCUUCAUGCUCUACACCAGUGGCUCAACCGGAAAACCUAAAGGAGUUCUUCACACAACGGCAGGUUACCUGAUUUAUGCAGCAACGACCUUCAAAUACGUCUUCGAUUAUCACCCAGGCGAUGUAUACUGGUGCACUGCGGACAUCGGUUGGAUAACCGGACACACAUACGUGGUUUACGGCCCUCUGGCUAACGGCGCUACUUCUGUAUUGUUUGAGGGAACGCCGUUUUAUCCCGACAACGACAGAUAUUGGUCAGUGAUCGACAAGUAUAAGGUAUCGCAAUUCUACACCGCACCAACGGCAAUAAGAUCUUUAAUGAAAUUCGGAGAUGAGCUUCCAAAGAAGCACAAUCUGUCUACGUUAAAAGUCCUCGGCUCGGUGGGAGAACCGAUAAACUCGGAAGCCUGGCUUUGGUAUUACAAUAAUGUCGGUCACAAAAAAUGUAGCAUCGCAGAUACUUUUUGGCAAACGGAAACUGGCGGUCACGUAAUCACACCACUUCCAGGCGCGACGCCGAUGAAGCCAGGGUCCGCGACCUUUCCCUUCUUUGGCGUCCUGCCAGAGCUUCUUGACGAGGACGGUACUCUGAUAGAGGGCGAAGGUGAAGGCUACCUAGUUUUCAGAAGACCAUGGCCAGGCAUGAUGAGAACUCUGUAUGGAAACCACGAGAGAUUUCAGUCUACGUAUUUUUCAAAAUUCAACGGCUUCUAUUGCACCGGGGACGGUGCGAGGCGAGACGCCGAUGGCUACUUGUGGGUCACGGGUCGAGUUGAUGAUAUGUUGAACGUGUCUGGUCAUCUUAUGUCAACGGCCGAAGUUGAGAGCGUAUUAACCGAACAUGAAGGCGUCGCGGAAGCGGCUGUGGUCAGCAAACCACAUGCGGUUAAAGGUCAAUGUCUUUAUUGCUUCAUUACACCAAACGAGGGUGCGGCAUUCGAUAAAAAACUGCAAGAUGAAUUGAAGAAAAAAGUACGUGAAAGGAUCGGACCGUUCGCUCAACCAGACGUAAUUCAGCACGCUCCGAGUUUGCCAAAGACGCGAUCGGGUAAAAUAAUGCGACGUAUAUUGCGAAAAAUCGCUGUUGGGGACAGAAAUGUUGGAGAUACCUCUACUCUAGCUGAAGAAGCUGUAGUGGAUUUACUUUUUCAACUACGACCCCAAGUCUAGGAAUCCAUUAAUCUAAUUACCUGAAUGUAUAGAAACAAAGAAAACAAAAUGAAAAGAUACAAUAUGUUUAACUAUCGUUAACUGAUAGGGGAUGUACAUAUACCACACUACAUUCAACGCCAUUCCGAAACCAUUUUUGGUCAGUGCUCUAUAAUCAAACGUCUUCGGAUGUUUCCAUUUUGAUUCAUUAUCGUGUCACAAACGAGAAAUAUAAAAAUUUAUUUUGUACAUAUUACAUAUUUAAAUAUAGUGGCUCGAAAUGUGAAAGAUAUUUCCUGAUAACAGGUGAUGAUAAUCUUGUGUACUCACUGCAAGUACACAUUUAAAAUUGACGUUCAAAUAUCCGUAAUAGAAUAAAAAUAAAUCCUUUCGUCGAAUAUACGAAUUCUUAGGAUAUAGAUAAAGUUGUAAACGUCUGACCAAAAAUGGAUUUUUAUGAAUAUUAAUGUACCUAUAAAUAUACAUUAGAUAUGUGUAAUUUAUUUUCUGAGUGACAGCUAUAUAUUAUUUAUAAUAAUAUAUGAAGAAUUUUGCGUAAGAUUGUAAUUAGUUAAAUUUACGUAGGAGCUAUAAGCUACCAAUAUAAUAUAUUGGCAGCGUGAAACUUGAGUCCAGAAAACAUUUUUUUUCCAAAAAAUACACACGUUGAAAAAAGAUUGUCUAUCUAUUUGAUCUGGUUAGAUUGUUGAAUAUUAUAUAGGAUAGAUAGCUGAUGAAGAAUCGUGUAAUGACAUUUCUAUACACACAAAAUUUACUGCAGAGCCACGCACAUAAUUCUACAACGGUACCACGCAUACGCUUGUUGCAAUAUUAUACCGGCUAUGGAACGAUGCAUAAUUAAUUAUUCCUAAUAGCAGAUCGUACAUGAAAAGAAUUAUCACUUCGUGAUGACGAAGGUAUACUAUAACAUCCUAUCGCUUAAAUUACCCAUCCGUCGAUUGUGCCUAUUCAGCCCAAUAUUCUGUUGUAAUUUACAAAAAAAAAAAUAUAUAUGAGGAGAUGAAAAUCACAUCUCUCAUCGCCGGCGUUAAUAAGUUGAGAGAAAAAUUUAAAUUUUUUUCGCAAUUACGGAAACUUAUUUUAGAUGCUAUACGGUUGAAUGAUAUAAGUUAGAUUAUAGUAUACGAGAAUACCUAAUCUCACAAGGCUAUAUCCUAUAUUUGAAAAAUAAUUGAUGAAAAUUAGGAUACAGUCUUGUAUAAGGUACACAUAUAAAUGUUGAAAGUAAUUAAAUAACUGUGAUGGCGAUGCGUAAUGAAUAUACAUGAUAUACUAUUAUACCUAUAGGUAUAUGAGACAAGUUGAGAUGAACUAUGCCGGGAAGAGAAAAAGAAAAAAUGACAAAAUUGUGUAACUGAUAAACGAAAUAAUGUAGAGAGACUAUAUAUUCAUUGCACAUUAUGUUCAAAAGUCUCAGUGCUGAUAUAUCGUUGGCUAAAUAUUUCAACGGUAAUAUCCGAGACGAGAUAACGCGUACAUAUCAUUAUCCUUACGUGAAAUAAUAUAAUUUACGUUAGGUGACAAAUAUACAUAAGAAUAUAAGUAAUAUACAUAUGAAAUAAAUAAUUUUGUGUUUUUCCGGA
Athalia rosae (coleseed sawfly) is the source of this 3877-nucleotide messenger RNA. RefSeq names its product acetyl-coenzyme A synthetase (gene AcCoAS). The coding region runs from base 219 to 2294 and encodes 691 amino acids. The record is from RefSeq and is a predicted model, not a curated record. The transcript has 11 exons. Lineage: Eukaryota; Metazoa; Arthropoda; Insecta; Hymenoptera; Athaliidae. Gene Ontology annotation, molecular function: acetyl-CoA synthetase activity. Gene Ontology annotation, biological process: acetyl-CoA biosynthetic process.